GUCCGGCCCCGCGCGGACCGCUGGCCCCGCCGCGCCUCGGGCCGGAGGAUGCCCAAGAAGCUGCUGCUGCUGCCCCCGCUGUCCGCCUGCUCGGCUUUCCGCGUCCCGCGGGCUCGCCCCGCCGCCCCGCCGGCCAUGAACGCCGCCCGCACCGGCUACCGAGUCUUCUCGGCCAACUCCACGGCCGCCUGCACCGAGCUAGCCAAGCGCAUCACCGAGCGUCUUGGUGCUGAAUUGGGGAAAUCUGUUGUAUACCAGGAGACCAAUGGAGAAACAAGAGUUGAAAUCAAAGAGUCUGUUCGUGGCCAAGAUAUUUUCAUUAUACAGACAAUACCCAGAGAUGUGAACACAGCUGUGAUGGAGUUACUGAUUAUGGCCUACGCACUGAAGACCGCCUGUGCCAGGAACAUCAUCGGUGUCAUCCCCUACUUCCCCUACAGCAAGCAAAGCAAGAUGAGGAAGAGGGGCUCCAUUGUGUGCAAGCUUCUGGCAUCCAUGCUGGCAAAAGCCGGUUUAACUCACAUUAUCACUAUGGAUCUCCACCAAAAGGAAAUACAAGGCUUUUUCAGCUUUCCUGUGGACAACCUUAGAGCCUCACCUUUCCUGCUUCAGUAUAUCCAGGAAGAAAUUCCAAAUUACAGAAAUGCAGUCAUUGUAGCUAAGUCUCCUGAUGCUGCAAAAAGGGCUCAGUCCUAUGCCGAGAGGCUGCGCCUGGGGCUGGCUGUGAUCCACGGAGAAGCUCAGUGCACAGAGCUGGACAUGGAUGACGGUCGACACUCACCCCCCAUGGUCAGGAACGCUACUGUGCACCCGGGCCUGGAGCUACCCUUGAUGAUGGCCAAAGAGAAGCCACCUAUAACAGUGGUCGGGGACGUCGGAGGACGCAUUGCAAUCAUAGUGGAUGACAUUAUUGAUGACGUGGAGAGUUUCGUAGCUGCUGCAGAGAUCCUGAAAGAGAGGGGUGCUUAUAAGAUCUAUGUCAUGGCCACACACGGCAUCCUGUCUGCUGAAGCCCCUCGUCUGAUUGAGGAGUCUUCCAUUGAUGAGGUGGUGGUGACGAACACUGUCCCUCACGAGCUCCAGAAACUGCAGUGUCCCAAGAUAAAGACUGUGGACAUCAGCCUGAUUCUUUCGGAGGCAAUUCGGAGAAUCCACAAUGGCGAGUCCAUGGCUUACCUCUUCCGGAACAUCACAGUGGAUGACUAACUUGGAGCUGCCUUGACCCUGGACCCUCCCCAUCAGUGUGUCAGCCUGGAAAUAGGCUGCAGUUAGGAAGUCUACAAGGCUGGUGAGGAGAAGGCACUAAGAUAGGCAAGAAGACAGCUAGUGGAUAAAUGACAUGACCUUCACUGUCUGCCAUCAUCAACCCUGUUCCUUAAUCCUGAGCAGAUACUGAAAAUCUUACUAAGGUGGAAGAGAAACCAAAGGCAGAGUCUCCAUGGCUUGUUUUGUUCAACAGUAUCUGCUCUGGGGAAGGCAAGUGGGGUGUUGAACUUGGUCAGGGAGUGUCCUCUCCCUGGACAGGGUUCUAGUAAGUCUUCUAGAGAAUCCCUUUCCUUUCAGAAACCCCUGUGCCUACUGCCAUUGAACAGUGAAGUGUCUGUCUGCUCUCACUGAGCUAGUCAGAGAAGCGUCCCUCAGCAACUAUGUUGCUCGGAAGUUGCAAAUAAAAGCUUCUUGUCUCUC
Molecule: messenger RNA, 1686 nt
Organism: Peromyscus eremicus (cactus mouse)
Lineage: Eukaryota; Metazoa; Chordata; Mammalia; Rodentia; Cricetidae
Gene: Prpsap1
Product: phosphoribosyl pyrophosphate synthetase associated protein 1
Exons: 10
Coding region: 49-1206 (385 amino acids)
Biological process (GO): 5-phosphoribose 1-diphosphate biosynthetic process; purine nucleotide biosynthetic process
Cellular component (GO): ribose phosphate diphosphokinase complex; cytoplasm
Molecular function (GO): magnesium ion binding; ribose phosphate diphosphokinase activity
Source: RefSeq, a predicted model, not a curated record